ACUGAAUACAUUAAAGAUGCCGUUCAAGAUGUCAUAAAAAGUUGAAUCGCAAAUCUAGAAGCGUUUCAGUUGAUUUGAUUGGAAUAGAUGACCAAAAAGAAACGAUUUUGAGACUUAUUGAGCAAGAAAAAAAUCGUGUAAUAGGACUUUGAGGGAUGGAUGGUAUAGGCAAAACUACCCUUGUUGAUGCUGUUUACAAUGAAAUCUCCUUAGAGUUUGAGAGUCGUUGCUUCGUUCAUAAUGUUACAAGGCAAAUAGAAGAUAAAGUGAUGCUUUCAGUAAGAAAUGAACUUCUCUCCAAACUACUAGGGAACGAAACUGAUAUAGACACCCCCACCAUAGGAUGCCCUGUAACCCAAGAGAGGCUCGAUAACAUAAAAUCAAUUGUCGUGCUUGAUAAUGUUAAUGACCCAGAGCAUAUAGAUCUUAUGGGUAUGAAAUAUUUUGGAGAGGGAAGUAAAAUUAUUAUUACGUCCAGUGAUAGACAAGUGCUUAAGAAUGGGGGAGCUGACGAAAUAUAUAAGGUGAAAAAAGCUAAAUGACAAGGACUCUCUUCAAUUAUUUUCUAGAUUUGCAUUUAAGCAGUCGAAUUCUCCUCCUGCUGGUUUUCCAUAUUGGAACAAGAUUUCGCGGUGUGCCAGAGGAAAUCCAUAUGUUCUUAAAGUUUUGGGUUCUAAACUUCAUACAAUUCCUGAAAAAGAGUGGGGAGGAGAGGUGGAUAAGCUAAGGAAAUAUCCCCAUUCAAAAAUUUUACAGGUUACGAUGAGUAGUUUUGAUGAUUUAGAUGAAAUAGAGAAGAAUAUAUUUCUUGAUAUAUCAUGCUUCUUUAAAGGGGAAGUCAAAGAAGAAGAAGAAGAAAUUCUAAGUUGCUUGUACGAGGGUACAGUGUCUGGAAUAAACACCUUGCUCAACAAGUGCCUACUUGAUAUCGAUUCUUAUAGGAGGAUUUCUAUGCAUGAUAUGCUUGAAGAGAUGGGUAAGGACAUUGUCCACCAAGAAUCUAAAGACCCGGAAAAGCGAAGUAGGUUAUGGGAUUUCAAAGAAGUGAAUCAAGUGCACAGAUAUAAUAAAGAGAAUACAUCAAUUGAAGGAAUAAAGUUUCGGAUGACUCGGUAUGACCCACUGUUAUCAUGUCGUCACGGUUUUGAAAACAUGCUUAAUCUUAGAUACAUCGACUUGUCUACUGGGUGUUUGAUGUUCCAGAAUGAUAAGGUACUUGCACACAAAGUUGAUAGUCUAUCUUUUCCUGAUGAGCUAAGAUAUCUUUAUUGGAGCGGUUACCCCUUCAAAUCCUUGUCACCAAAUUAUAAUCCAAAGAAUCUUGCCGUAUUGAAAUUACGUUUUGGAUGUAUGGAACAACUUUGGAAUGGAGAUCAUCAGGAUCUUGUUAAUUUAAGGAUAAUUGACCUUUCCGAUUGUGUGAAACUAAGGAAGAUCCCUAAUCUAUCAGGAGCCAUCAACCUUAAUAGCUUUUUCUGCCGUAUGUGUGGAAGUUUGGUUGGACUACCUUGCCUCAGUCAUUUGCCAUCUCUCGAAAUCCUUGACCUUUCUGAUUGCAUGAAUUUAAGAAAGAUCCCAAAUUUAUUAGAAGUCAUCAACUUAAAAAGCCUUAACAUAAGCUCCUGUCUAGAGCUGGUUGAACCUCUUGAGCUCCCAAAUAACAUUACCGAGUUAAAUUUAUCACACACUGUAAUAAAAGAAUGGCUGAUUCUAUUCAGCAUCUUGUCACACUUAGAGAGUUGAAUUUGAGUCACUCAUGGGUGAAAAAUGUAUCGAACAAUAUUUCAAAGUUCGAAUCCCUUCGUGUGUUGGUUCUUGAUUAUUGCGAAAGCCUUAAGACACUCCCGGAGCUUCCACGAUAUUUGUGGUUCUUGGAUGCUAGUAACUGCACGUCAUUAGAAAAAGUGUCCUUCACCGAUGUUAGUUUCAAUCCAUUCCAUUCUUUACAUGACGGUGAUGGUGCUCCUCUCAGAGAAAACAUUUUCAUGCUUUUCUCGAACUGUGUAGAAGCUUAAUCAAGAUUCAAUAAAAAACAUUGUGGCAAACACCAUGCUUCAAAUUCAUUCCCUGGCACAGAGAUGGUCAAGGAGGAAAGGGAUAUCCCUAGGGGAAUAUAGAUGGGAUUUUUUGUUUUGCUGUUUCCCAGGAAAUGAAGUUCCAGAAAAUGUGUUUUAUUACGGAAGCAUGAAUUAUUCGUUCGAUUUGAAGAUAACCCUAAAUGGGUUUAAACUGACCAGCACCAGUGGUGAAAAGUUCACGAGUGAGUGCCAUGUUUCAUUGACACAGGACAAGAUCUUCCGUUACAAGACUGAUUGUAAUCCAUGGCUCAGGAAUUUCAAUUUCAUGGGUGAUCAUGUGUUCAUUCUGUUCAAUCAAGAUAUGAUUAUAAUAGACAAUGAUUAUGAGGAGGCAUCAUUUGAAUUGUACAUCGGAAAUCUUGCCGGAGAUGAAUUUAAAGUGGAGAAAUGUGGUGUUAACAUAUUUUACAUGGAUGCAGAGGAGUAUACCAUUAGUGAUGUGAUGUGAUGAGAUGGGACAAAUCCAACCAGAAUUCUGAUUCUCAAGAAGAUGCUAAUAUUGAGGGAGCUCCUGACGGUUCUGCUACUGAAAUAAGACCUGGGGAUGAAAGAAGAUUUGGCAAUGGUGGUGAAGAAGGUGAUGGAGGGCCUAAAGCAUUGAAAUAGUUUCACUUCUUUUAAUCUUUGGGUAUGCAACUUCUCAUUCCAAAUACGUAGAUGGAGGCUAUUUUCAAGGGCAUCAUUUGACGGUUUACAUUGUCAUGUUAGAUUGGUUGUUUUUACUCUCUACAUACGAUUUCGACGUCUCCUUUACCAAUUCACUUCGUCUUCUUUUUCUGUCACUGCUGCUGCUGCCGCUACGUGUGAUUCGUCGAUUGCUUCCUCUACUGCCACUGCAUAUGACGUCGUUGAUCCAAAAUUACUGCAUGUAUCCGAUCUCAAAUUUGACUCCAUGACAACGGAGCUCGUCGUCGACUAUCAUGUCUUUCCAUUUGUCGUUGUUGUUUGUACCGCAGUUGUUUGUACAAAAGUACAACAUUUGUGCCAAUUCCGGGGAAUAAGAAAAUAUUUCUUGACAUAGCAUUCUUCUCUAAAGAGGAACUCAGGGAAGAUGUAGAUGAAAUUCUAAGUUGCUUUUAUAAGGGUGUAGUGAGUGGAAUAAGCAACUUGAUCGACAAGACUCUACUUCAUAUGGGUUCUAAUAGGCAGAUUUCUAUGUAUGAAGAGAUGGGCAAGGAUCUUGUUCGC
Hibiscus syriacus is the source of this 3266-nucleotide messenger RNA. RefSeq names its product disease resistance protein RPP2A-like. Lineage: Eukaryota; Viridiplantae; Streptophyta; Magnoliopsida; Malvales; Malvaceae. The transcript has 5 exons. The record is from RefSeq and is a predicted model, not a curated record. Gene Ontology annotation, biological process: defense response. The coding region runs from base 763 to 1743 and encodes 326 amino acids.